AUGCCUCCACACGAGCCUUCCACCGACGAUCCCCACCACCGACGUCCUUCUCAGCUCCUCCCGUCGCCGGCCGCCGACGUGUACUUCCUCAGAUCCAUCAGCUCGUGGACGCCCACCUCGUGCUGCGACUCCCACGGCUUCCGAUCAUCGCCAUUCCACUACUCGAUGAAAGUGUUCUCAGAGUCAUCGACGAGCCGGAGGAGGUAG
This is a messenger RNA of Linum trigynum, 207 nucleotides long. Lineage: Eukaryota; Viridiplantae; Streptophyta; Magnoliopsida; Malpighiales; Linaceae. The record is from the annotation of a GenBank genome assembly.